AUGAUGAAGGCCGUUCAUAAUUCUGCAAUGCAAGAGGAAAUUGACGCAGGACUGCAGAUUAAAGGGCAAGAUGAACUAAUAGGUAAAGAAGGAUUCUUCAAGAAACCGGGAAUUCGAAAAAUGGCAAAUAACGUAGUUAAUUCUCAUAGUCUAACGGGUUCAAUGAUUCCGAGUAACGUUUUAGUUAACGAUUUUAGCAAAUUUGAAUGCAGAACUGAAUUUAACGAUAGAAUUAAAGAUAUCAAUGUUAGUGUGGAAGGAUCAAAAGGUAAAGGAGAAGUUGUCGAAUCGGAAAAUGAUGAAGAAUUGAAUGGGAACAAAAAACGUGUUGUAAAAACCCAUGGCAGUAAGGAAGAUUAA
Rhizophagus irregularis DAOM 181602=DAOM 197198 is the source of this 360-nucleotide messenger RNA. RefSeq lists its product as uncharacterized. NCBI's taxonomy places the organism in Eukaryota, Fungi, Glomeromycota, Glomeromycetes, Glomerales, Glomeraceae. The record is from RefSeq and is a predicted model, not a curated record.